Macrosteles quadrilineatus (aster leafhopper) is the source of this 1527-nucleotide messenger RNA. Its product is annotated as PI-PLC X domain-containing protein 1-like. The transcript is spliced from 7 exons. The record is from RefSeq and is a predicted model, not a curated record. Gene Ontology annotation, biological process: lipid metabolic process. Gene Ontology annotation, molecular function: phosphoric diester hydrolase activity. The coding region runs from base 114 to 1391 and encodes 425 amino acids. NCBI's taxonomy places the organism in Eukaryota, Metazoa, Arthropoda, Insecta, Hemiptera, Cicadellidae.
CAUUGUCAAGCAGUACCAAUAGACCGUGAGGGUCAGCUGAUAACAGGUGUUGAAAAGGGUGGGAUUUCCUGUGGGGUUUCAGCUCAAUUCACUCCAGUUACUACAGCCUGAUAAUGUGUGUUUAUAUAUUCCUGCUCCUUUACGUCUCACAAGUCUCAGGUUCGCGGCUUGCUGGGUUACGACUGCAACUGGGUUCUGCACCUUUGAUGACAAAAGAGCAAGUGUGCAGCAAAUCCCACGUGGAAGUGAGUGUGUCCAGUCGCAUGGACAAGAAGACAAACCGCCGUCUGCUGAUCAGCUGGUGGGUGCCUCAGGUGGAGUCAGCUGAUAUGAUCGCUCUGUACGUGACAGACCCUGAGGUCAACCUGACCUCCCCUGUAUUUACUCUCUCCCCCUCCUCCACCUCUGGCUGGAGUCACACCCCUUUGAGCGAAACUUACCUCAACUACAGGGACACAUUCAUCCCCCAGUGUCUGGGCUAUUGGGUCAUUUACUGGCGAGGAUUUGAGAAGGUAGCAUCGUCAUGUCUUCAGACUCAUCCCACCUGGAUGUGGGAUCACCGGGAUCAGCUGGGAAGAUUCCGGAUGACUGAAUUGUUCCUGCCGGGAACACAUGACUCAGCAGCCUACUCCGUCAGCUUUGAAGCUCGUGAACUAACUCGCUUUGAAAAGUAUGUCUUCACACAGGAGGAGUCAGUAUUAUCACAACUGAUCCAUGGAGUUAGAUAUCUCGACAUACGACUUGGACAUCACAAGAAUGAAGGAUUCUACACUCAUCAUGGAUUUGUCAAGCUCAGGCACUUCCAAGGGGUUAUAGACGAUGUGAUUGUUUUUCUCAACAAUUCAAGGGAUAUUAUAAUUUUGGACCUGCAUCACUUCCCUGUUGGUUUCAAGACACAAGAUGUUCACCACCAGCUGGUCAAAUACAUAGAGGAUCAGCUGUCAGAGUACAUGGUGACACCAGCACUGAGUUGGUACUCUACAUUGAAUGAUAUCUGGAAGACUGGCAAACAGCUGAUAGUAUCUUACAACAACCAAGCCGUAGUCGCUAGAGGCACUCACAAGCUAUGGUAUCCUGUGAGACAUCAGUGGGCCGACACUAAGAAACUGGACUCACUCAAGACUUUCUUGGAUUCCGUCAUGAGGAAAAGGCCGCUGGGAGCCUGGGCAGCCAUGGCAGAGUUGACCCCGGACCGCUGGGACGUACUACUGGACUCUGCUGGAGGCUUACGAACAAUGGCAGCCGACACCAACAUUAUGGUGACAGAGUGGUUCCGUGGAGCGUGGGGAGUCAAAUGCAACAUAGUAGCCGUUGACUUUAUCAGAGGCUCAGGCAUUGUGAAUGCAGCCAUCCAGUGGAACCUCAAGAAAGCAUUCAACCUAUGUAUGUAGCAUUGCAUUGGUGAUCCAAAAAAAGGUUUCAGGACCCAAAAAUCUAUUUUCUCAAUUCCUCGUAUUCUCUAUAUCAUGUAGUAACUCAAGAGUAUAUUUUUAUACAGUGUCCUUUUCUUAUAAACAGUACCUAUAA